AUGGAUUACAUGGACGGAAGAAGUUCCCACGGAUCAAACGUUACUGUUGAUAAUGGCUCUAGAGAAUCGGACACGUUACUAUUGCUCAAAUGGGGAAGGGUUUUGCGAAGAGUCUGUCUUCGAUUGGCGGCACGAAUAAGGGGAAGGCAAAACAAAUGGGUACAGAUCGGAUCUUGGGUGCGCAGCGAGGCUGUAAGAGGCUGA
Linum trigynum is the source of this 204-nucleotide messenger RNA. The record is from the annotation of a GenBank genome assembly. NCBI's taxonomy places the organism in Eukaryota, Viridiplantae, Streptophyta, Magnoliopsida, Malpighiales, Linaceae.